Nerophis lumbriciformis (worm pipefish) is the source of this 582-nucleotide messenger RNA. The record is from RefSeq and is a predicted model, not a curated record. NCBI's taxonomy places the organism in Eukaryota, Metazoa, Chordata, Actinopteri, Syngnathiformes, Syngnathidae.
AUGGCACCCAAGAAGGACCCUAAGGCUCCCGUCAAGAAGGCCGAACCAGCGGCAGCGCCUGCACCUGCAGCUGCACCCGCCCCCGCGCCUGCUCCUAAAGCCGCUGCUGUGGACCUGUCCGCCGUCAAGAUUGAAUUCAGCGCAGACCAAAUUGAAGACUACAGGGAGGCCUUCGGUCUGUUCGACAGGGUGGGUGACAACAAGGUGGCCUACAACCAGAUCGCUGACAUCAUGCGCGCUCUGGGACAGAACCCCACCAACAAGGAUGUGAACAAACUGUUGGGAAGCCCCUCCGCUGAGGACAUGGCCAACAAGAGAGUUGAGUUCGAGGGUUUCCUGCCAAUGCUUCAGACCAUCAUCAAUAGCCCAAACAAGGCCGGCUAUGAAGACUACGUUGAGGGUCUGCGCGUGUUCGACAAAGAGGGUAACGGCACAGUGAUGGGCGCUGAGCUGCGUAUUGUCCUGUCAACACUGGGAGAAAAGAUGAAUGAGACUGAGAUUGACGCUCUCAUGGCGGGUCAGGAGGAUGAAAACGGCUGCAUUAACUACGAGGCCUUUGUCAAGCACAUCAUGUCAGUGUAA